Molecule: messenger RNA, 4889 nt
Organism: Anneissia japonica
Lineage: Eukaryota; Metazoa; Echinodermata; Crinoidea; Comatulida; Comatulidae
Exons: 5
Coding region: 2205-2576 (123 amino acids)
Source: RefSeq, a predicted model, not a curated record
UACAAAACAAAACAAAAAAAAGUAUUGUAAAAGCGCCAUGCCAUCAUCCAUUCUAAGCAACAUUGAUAGCCCUUUGUGUUGCCUUAGCUUGACAGGACCAACAUUUCACAUUGAUACAUUGCUCUUCCAACUGUAGAACAUAAAGGUCAUUGCAUUAUUCCCUAUUCUACCAUUAUUACUAUUAUUUAAACUAUUGAUGUGUAAUUUAUAGCAAUUUAUUUAUCUUAAAGGGGGGGGGGGGUGCGGAGAUGAGACAAGUGCCCCUAUAUUGCUCAUUUAACCUGUCAUGAGUUCGGGGAAAAUACUGAAAAGAUUCAAAACUUUGAGAUGUAACGAUAAUUGCAGAAAAAAAACAUGAUAUGAUGACGCAGGAAAAUCAGGUGAAAACGAGGCUGAUCACUUUUUUCAGUAGCUUGGUAGCAUUUCUAACCAACUCAUUAAUAUUCAUGACCAGUCCGUUAAUUUUGGGCAAGCAGCUGAUGAGAAUCGUCCCGACGAUGAUCUGAUCGAGCGACUAGCCUAGGCAAUACAUACAGUAGUGUGAAGUCGCGAGUUUUUGUGAUUGUUUACGUACGCAGUAACAGAGAGAGGGCUUUAGUCGACGUCAAUUCAAUCAUAGAGGAAUAAUUCAAUUGAAUUAAUAAACGUAUAUCAGUCUGAUGGCUUGUUUGUUUAUAAUUAGGCCUACACCUAUGCCUAGGAGUAACAGUCAGUGUCUACCCAGCAACAGUAGCGCACUCCAGUCCGGGACACUGCUCCAGUCCCGCAGCAGUUGAGUUCACACGCAGCCUAUUCCUGUAAGUUAUUAAUAUAGGCAUAGAGCUUGGGCUACACGACAAUAAUACCCAUUAAAAUUGGGCGAAAAAUUUUGUAUUGAUUCACCUAUGUUUCGGGAUUUUUCUGAAUUUUGUUUUGCUACAUGAUUUUUUUGAAAAUGAGUACUUUUUUGAAAGUGAGGGUAUAGGUAAACUUACCCAGCAAAAUUCCUAUUCUUUUGCACACAAACGACUUUAAGAGCAGGUAUUUUGAAAAAAUCAUAACAAAUAAACAAUUAGGGCAAACAAUUACACUAAAUGAGUAAACCGGGUGAAUUUAGUUGAACUUUUCGUUUCUGGAGUUUUUAUUUUACGUCAAGUACGUAUUUCUGCGCAAUUAUCAUUUAUUCCCCACCACACCCACUUGAUUUUUUUUAACUUUCCAGGGAGUCAAUCGCUCUAAGCUUUGCGAAUGCACUAAAGCCUCUUUUCCUGUCGACGUUAAUCGACGUUAUCUCAAUCGUUAUUCAAACAAAAAUAACGAUUUACAGGAAAAGGGGUAACGAUUGCUAUCGUUAGCAAUCGUUGAAGUUAAAAUGGGUCCAACUUUAACGACGAAAAACAAAAGAACUGGCCAAUCAAAUUAUCCAUCGAUGAUGUCAUUGAAACUUUUCUGUUUUUGCGCGCUAGGCCUGUGUGGUGUGGGUGCUAUUACACGAAGCAAUUUUCGUCUCCUUGCUCUAAACUCAAAUGUAAGUACUUUGAAAAUUGAUAGACAUAGGCCUAUUAUGGAUGUAUAUUAUUAUGAUAAUUAACCUAACAGGUAGCCAUUCGAUUUUACUUAUUCCCACCCUCCCGUUUAGUCUAGGCUAGGGCCAGCUAGCUCUGCAAUGGAACGCAAGGCAAUCACUCUUAACUCCCUUCCCUAUGGAAAGGAAGCUGCCAAGCGUAGUCUAGCGUAACUUUAUCUGAGCCCUAGUUAGACAGACUCAAUUAUCAUAUAUCUCAUGGAUUAGGCCUAGUGAAAGUACACUGUAUUUCACAAAUUUAUAAAAUGAUAUGUCAUUUGUAUGUAAUGUAGGCCUAGUUCUCCGUUUUUGAUUUUUCUAUUUUGAUUUUUUUUAGAAGGCCCUUCCUUAGCCUAGGCUUAGGUAGGUACAGUAGGUACAUUUAUUGAUUAUCAUUAAAUUUUAGUCCCAAGAUGGACCAUAGUGAAAAAUCCCUUAUGGAAGUUGUGCAGAGAUUCGAAAUAUUAUAUGAAAGAAGGGCUGCCAACUACAAAAAUAAGAGAACCAUGAAAAAAAAUGCUCUAGAAAAAGUGGCGGACGAGUUGAACUACAUGAAGGUAAAAUGUAGGGGAGAGGCAGCCUGGACGGGAGAUCUUGUAGAACGGGCAUAUAAAAAUGUGCGUACUCGCUUUUCGAGAUACCUUAAAGAUUAAAAAAAAAGAUGAGAUCAGGUGCAGGCGUGGCCAAAAUCCAGGAUGCUGUGAGCAAGGAGUGGGAGGCCCUCCAGUGGCUAGUGCCUUACUACAAGGAACGAGUUGCAGCUGAUACAUUCUCUUUGGAGGAAGAGGAAGAUAAUAACCAGGAAGACUACUCCUUUGAUGAGGGUUCUGAGACACAGGCUACUACAAUUCUUAAGGCUAUAGAAAGUUCAUUCGAGGAUACUGAAAUUGAUAUCGAUCAAGAUGUGGAGGACUUUGAAACUCCAGUACAAGCACAAGUUUCCCCACAACAACCUGAACUUGUUUCUAAGAAGAGAAAAGUAGCAGAUAGAGAAAACAUUGAAGAAGGAAGCAUGUCAGCCCAUUUCCAGUAAAUAUGAGCAGACUGUGAUCGAUUUCAUUAACAAACCAGAAGUACCGCAGGACCGGAUUACAAAAUUUUGUUCUUGGUUACAAUCAGAAAUAAAAGGCAGAUCAGAGAUGGACCAAAAAAAAAAUAAUGAAAGGAAUUAAUGAUUUAGUUUUUGAAUAAGUUGUUAAAAAAUGUAAAUUGUAAUAGACGGAGUUAGCAAUAUUUAUUUAGAAACGAGCUAAGAGAUGUAGGCCUAGGCCCUCUGUGAUACUCUGUUUAUUAUGAAAUAUGUAUGUUGUAACCAUGGUACGUAUUUCCUGCGGUAUUUCAUCAUUCUGCCAAGGUACUGAACUUUAGAGGAAUAUGAAUAGUUCGGGGAUCCUUGGCGAUUUAACCUUCGUAGGCCAUCGUCGUCUUUUGUUACACUACGCCACUCUCCAGCUUUAAAAUGCCCACUGCAUUCUGAAUCUAUAAACCCUGAGGGAAUGGAGUGGGCAUUUUCAGUUUUGAUCAUGUAGUUGUGCAACACAACACAAGCCUUAACUAUGGCAUCAACAGUAUCCAACCCAGCCUUGAUGGUGGUACGCAAAAUCCUCCAGUGGGCAGCCAUCACUCCGAAGGCAUUCUCGAUGCAUCUCCUUGCUCUAGACAAUCUAUAAUCAUAGACCCUCUUUUCAAAUGUCUGAUUGUGAAUGGAUUUCCCGUACGAAUAAAAACCGUAACGGUACUGGGUUUGGUCUACAGGAGUUCGUGCUUCGAACAGGUCAUUCCAUUCAUAGAAGAAGCCUUUUGAUGGAGAAAGUGUACCUAUUAGCAAAGGUUUGCCCAGAUCGACUCCGGCUUGAUUUUUGCGGUUCUAAGCGGAUUAUUUUUAUAUUCUCGUUUUCAGUCAAAUUGGCGAAUUUUUUUGUCAAGAUUACUCACAUGAUAUCUUAUAAUAAUGUAUUUGAACACAUAGUGAAGAGAAAAUGUAUGCCCGGAAAUGGCCUUUAAAUAAUAACAUGAUGUUACUCCAAACCUAACUUUCAAAUAAUAUAUAUGCAAUAUAUCUUUAAUAUUAGUAAAGGGUAUUGCAAGUGCUGUGCUUUUUUCUUUUAAAACAGUGUAAACCCAUUCAAUAGUAAUCCUUUUGAAGCAAAUAUGUGACCCAGAAUUAUAAAACAAAUUGUGAGGAUUAAUUUUGAAAUAUAUAGUGUGCAAAGUUGAUAAUACAGUAUGAAAAUGUGGCUCAAUAUCUACAGGAACAACUGUUUUGAUGUAUGGCUUUGUACAGUCAUGUGUAAAGUUAUUCUAUGAAUCUGCUUAUUUUUUAAUGCCUGGAUUAUGCCUAAAGGCCGGUUCCCACUAAACGCGUCACGCGGCAAGCGAAGAGAAUCGCGCAAAGUUCACAAGAGUUGACUUUCGGUAAAGAUUGUCUCGCUUCCAAUGAUUCGCUUGCCUGUUCCCACUGCUGGCCGCGCGCAAAAACUCGAAAUUGUGGGUGGAAACAGAGAAGUGAUUUUAUUAUCGCAUUGAUAGAUGGAGGGAAAGGGCUGUGAGACGAAUCAGAUAAAAUCCUCAGGAUUAACAGUCCCAGAACUCUAUAAUGAAUUAAAAGAGUAAAUAUAAACAUAGUUUUUUUUAGUUCAUAUUUAUUCCAGGCCUGAAGCUAGGCCUCCUAAGGGUAGAUAGUAGGUCUGAGGUGUAGCAGGGUAUCAGAGGCCUAAUACUGGUAGAAAAGAGGAGAUAACUCAACUCGUCUAUGCAAAUCCUUUUCCACGCAUUGUCACAUAUUUUCUUUGCUCCCUUGUCUUAGACCUAAACAAGGGUAGCCUACUGUUCCACAGAGUUUGCAUGAAACGGACUCGUCAGUCAUCGUUCGCACAUCUGUACAUUGUUUUGACAAUGGUCGUGACUUUAUUGUUGACCUUUGACAUAAAUUGAAUCUAAGCCUUGCGAUUGGUAAUUCGGCCGCGAAUCCAAAAAAGUUGGUCUUGGAUCAACUCUUGUGAAUUCGCAGACGAAGCCUCCGCGACCACCGCGUCGAAGUUCGAAUAUUUGGCAUUCGCGUGUUCAACUACAAAUUCGUUUGCAUGUUCACAUUGGAAACGCAAGUCGCGUCUUCGAUUCAGCCGCGUGCGCCACAUUUCGACGCAAAAUUCGCUUGAUUGCGUUCAGUGGGAACAGGCCUUAUGUCUGUAUGCUGAUCGAUUUGGUAUUGCAAUUUAAGAGAAAGCUUCAAUUUUUUUUGUUGUACACCAUUUUUUGUUCAGUAUUUUGAAAUAUAUAGUUGAACUUGCCUAUGUUGUAUCCAAAAUGCCAUUUAGAAAUUGUUUGACCUUAACAAAAUUUGACU